Synchiropus splendidus (mandarinfish) is the source of this 6878-nucleotide messenger RNA. It is a transcript of the gene igf2bp1, whose product is annotated as insulin-like growth factor 2 mRNA binding protein 1. Gene Ontology annotation, biological process: regulation of gene expression; nervous system development. The transcript is spliced from 15 exons. Gene Ontology annotation, cellular component: cytoplasm; cytosol; nucleus. NCBI's taxonomy places the organism in Eukaryota, Metazoa, Chordata, Actinopteri, Syngnathiformes, Callionymidae. The record is from RefSeq and is a predicted model, not a curated record. The coding region runs from base 320 to 2146 and encodes 608 amino acids. Gene Ontology annotation, molecular function: mRNA 3'-UTR binding.
GGCAAACAUUUCUCCCGAUCUUAUCCCGCCAUAGUUCCCCUACUCCUCCACCACAGACUCAUCAAAGCCGCGACCAAGCUCCUCCACUGUGCCACUGCGAGCCUGCUGCGGGGGCCCGGGCUUCUAUUUCUUCUGCUGCUCCACUUCUUCUGCUGGACCCACACUCUCCUCGCAUCUCCCAUUUCACUCUCCUCUAUAGUUUAUUCACCCGCUGCCGUGAUUACCCUUUUGUUUUUUUGCAGUACGCCUUUCAACUUUUCUCUCACUUAUUUCGGGCUUUUUUUUUUACAUUUCGGAACCUGGAAGUCCAGCCAUCACCAUGCACAAGCUGUACAUCGGGAAUCUAAGCGAAACCGUGACUGCCGAGGACUUGGGGAAAACAUUUGACGAGCACAAGAUCCCAUACUCCGGACAGUUUCUCAUGAAAACCGGCUACGCAUUUGUGGACUGUCCGGACGACCAGUGGGCCAUGAAGGCUAUCGAGACGUUUUCUGGUAAAUUGGAACUUCAGGGGAAACGUAUAGAGGUGGAGCACUCCGUCCCCAAGAAGCAAAGGACCAGGAAACUACAAAUCAGAAACAUUCCACCUCACCUGCAGUGGGAGGUGCUGGAUGGUCUAAUGGCCCAGUGUGGAACCGUGGAGAACUGUGAACAAGUGAACACGGACUGUGAGACUGCAGUGGUCAACGUCACAUACGCAUCAAGAGAACAUGCCCGGCAAGCCAUCCAGAAGCUGAAUGGUUACCAGUGUGAGAACAACGCCCUCCGUGUCAGUUACAUCCCAGAUGAAACCUCAGAGAUGGAGGGAGGCCACAGAGGCCAGGACAAUGGCCGUCGUCCGGGUUAUGGACCCCGGGGUGGCCCUCGUGGCGGGUCCCCGAGCUCUGGCAUGCCACCCAAAUGUCAGCACGCCGACAUGCCCCUCAGACUUCUGGUCCCAACGCAGUUUGUGGGAGCCAUUAUUGGCAAGGAGGGAGCCACAAUUCGCAACAUCACCAAGCAGACACAGAGCAAAGUUGACGUCCACCGAAAGGAGAAUGCAGGGGCUGCUGAGAAGCCCAUCAGCAUUCACUCCACCCCUGAGGGCUGCUCGUCUGCCUGCAGAAUGAUACUGGAAAUCAUGCAACAGGAAGCCAAAGACACCAAAGCGUGCGUUGAGGAAGAAAUGGCGGAGGAGUUGAUUCCCCUGAAGAUUCUUGCCCACAACAACUUUGUUGGCCGUUUGAUCGGAAAGGAGGGAAAGAACCUAAAGAAGAUUGAGCAGGACACAGACACCAAGAUCACCAUCUCACCUCUGCAGGACUUGACCCUGUACAACCCAGAGAGAACCAUCACCAUUAAAGGCCUUGUGGAAGCCUGCUGCCAGGCAGAAGUGGAGGUGAUGAAAAAGAUCAGGGAGGCAUAUGAGAACGACAUCGCUGCCAUGAAUCAACAGACUCACCUUAUUCCUGGUCUUAACCUGGGUGCACUGGGUCUCUUCCCAUCUUCCUCCAAUAUGCCCCCACCGCCACCUGGAAAUGCGGUCGGUGGCGCCCCUUAUGGUUGCUUUGGGGCUCCGGAGCAGGAGACGGUGCAUGUGUACAUCCCUGCUCAGGCAGUGGGAGCCAUCAUCGGAAAGAAAGGGCAGCACAUCAAGCAGCUGAGUCGCUUUGCUGGCGCUUCCAUCAAGAUCGCUCCAGCUGAAACUCCGGAUGCUAAAACCCGCAUGGUGAUUGUGACUGGGCCUCCUGAGGCUCAGUUUAAGGCUCAGGGAAGAAUCUAUGGCAAACUGAAGGAAGAGAACUUUUUUGGACCCAAAGAGGAAGUCAAGCUUGAGACACAUAUCAAGAUGGCUGCUUCCGCUGCAGGAAGAGUCAUUGGCAAGGGCGGCAAGACGGUGACCGAGCUCCAGAACCUGACGGCUGCGGAUGUCGUCGUGCCCAGAGAUCAGACCCCAGAUGAAAAUGACCAGGUCAUCGUCAAAAUCAACGGACAUUUCUAUGCCAGCCAGCUGGCCCAGAGAAAGAUUCGGGAUAUCCUGACCCAAGUCAAGCCGCCACAGAAAGGUGGAAUGGCCAUGGGUCCGGGGCCCCAGCCACAGGGCUUCACAGAAAUGGGCAGUCCAACACAGGGACUCAGCCAAGACCAUCAACAACGCAGGAAGUGAGCGCCACACCGUGGGUGAGCCUUGCCACCUAUUGGACUGACACAGACACAUGGACGGACGGACGGACGGACGGAUAUUGAAGAGCAACACACGGACCCAGCGAUAGACAGGGGUGACAUGAAGAGGGAGGCAUUCGCCCGGAGAUAAGACAGACAUUUAAAGAGAAUAGGAACAAAUGAAAAGAUGAAAUGGAAAAAAAUGAGUAAAUUAAAAAUGGCAAAAAACAAGAUCAGAAGACAGGCCAGAAGAACGACUGACUGAGGAUGGGAGGAUGAUGGAGUGGGGGGUGGUUUCUUCCGAGUGGUCAUUAGUGCGUCUACAGCAAGUUAGGCAUCCAAAGACGGACUGAAACUAAGUGACAAAUAGAUGACAACCUUCUGCUUUGAUGCAGCCUUUGAGACACUAGUGACACCCACCUGUACCUCAGCCACCCCCCACCUCCCACAGGCCUCUCUUCCCUUCCGCACUCAGUCCUAUAUUUUAAGGGUUUCUUUCUUUCUUUUUUUUUUAAAGAUAGAGAUAUAUGUAUAGAAAUGUUAUAUUCAGAGCUAUUAUUGAUAGAAUGCAGUGAGGCAGAGUCAGGAGAGGAAGCGUUGAAGCUGCUGUAGCGGCACGGGUAUGUGUGUGUGUGUGUGUGCGCGCGUGCUACGCCCACCUCCAACCCAGUAGCCAAUGAAAGUAUAGCCGAGGGGCCGCAGAUGUUAACACUGCUCUUUGAGGAAUUCUCCGAAUAGCGGGGAGGCUAGAAAAAAAACAAAAAUAUGAGGUUGUAAAUAUAUAAUCUUCAUGUAAAUGUUAACCGAUGCUGUGUCCGACUGCCUUGCCUUUCCAGUGAAAACGGGGUCUUUUGGCUAUUUUCCCGCCCCUCAUCUUCUCGAUGACGUUUUCACUAGCCUCGGGGCGGAGACAGAGGCUCGCCAGUUUUUGCCAUGUGGCGGGAGGACCAGCAAGAGACAGUAAAGGGCAGCGGAGGCCGCAGCUGGUCCUGCAGUUCUAUUGCAGCGGCUCAGCUCCCACCAAUCUCAACAAACAAGCCAGCAGCUAUGCUCGCUGGCCGCCGGCCCGCCCCUUCUACGGCAUAUUUUAUAUAUAUUAUAUAUAUAUGAUAUGUGAGUUAGCCCGGCCCCUCCAGUGAAUGUAAUGAAGGCAGUGAGGCUUUGCUUCGCCGGAGUCAGUCCUGCAAUGACAGACAGACAAAGUGCGUCUGAGGUGUUCUGCUCAUUGCCAUCCACCACGAGGCAUCGGAGGCUUUUCUGCCUUGAGCGCUGACAUGACAAAAUCAGAAGGAAAGGGAGCAGCUUCCUCGUUCUCUCUCCACGCCUGCCCAAGGCCUGUGGCCGGAGCCUCCAGACCCACCCCGUCUGUGUAUGAUAAAGAGGGGCGGGGUCCUGUCGUGGAUGCUCCUGCUAGGAUUAGAGCAGAUUAGAGAAGAAAGGCAAAAAAACCUACCUCAGGGUAAAGUUACCUCAGUAUUACUAAAAAGUUUUUUUGCUUGCUGGUGUUUUGUAUAAGAAGAGAAAGAAGCGAUGAGUCCUGAAUAUUUUUUUAUUUUUUUAAGGAAAAAGUAUUUUGCUUUUGGUAUUGUCUUGAUGAUUUGGUAAUUUUUUUUUUCUUUUUUUUUUGUGUGUGACCGAGCUCAGGAUGAUGACCUUUGUUCAAACUGACGGUCGAUUCACAGUAGAGGGCUGAGUGCCAUUUCGGUUCCUUAGUUUCCUUCAGUGAAACAGCGUACUUUUAGUCAUCCUGAUGAGUGAUUGGACCAUAGUUUAAAGAAAAUACUGGCCAAUGGGGAGCAGUGUUGACUCCAGAGAGCAGGUCUUGAUGGGCACAAGGUGAAAUGUCAUGUGACAGCAGUGCACUUCUAAGGCCUGCCCUCUUUUAGCCUAUUGUUAUGACAUCAUCACCAAAUCAAAGCAAGAGGGCGGAAGUGUUCAAAACCACAAACACGUCACAUGGAAAAUGAAGCUUUUACUUGUUGCGCCCUCCUCCACUAACCUGUGAGUCUGAUGGACACCUGUUUGUCAGGUGGUCCGUCCGGUGUCGCUGUUGGCGGGGUCCUCCACGAACACACACCUGAACUAGCUCUGACCUCUCUGAAUGUGAAUAUUUAUUAUCUGUGCACUGACCAUGACACCUCAGACGCUCCCUGUUGGCCACACUCAUGCUUGGCGAGUGAGAGAAUGUGUUUGCUGGUUUUCAAGGUUCUGUUUUUUUUUGUUUUUUUUUCGUCAAGAGGAUGUGGUCAGGUGGACAAAAAGUAGGAAUGGAAGCUAUGGUCCUCUGUCUUCGACCGACGAGGGAGGAAUAGAAGCAAAAUGAAGGAGACUGUAAUAACACUGUUGAGGAAUUGAUGCACUCCUGAACAUUCAUGAUGCUUUUGUAUUUUUGGAGAAAAUACAUAAAAACCUAAAGUGGGAAAAGAGCGUUAGGUUUUGGCAAAGAACAGACAGGAGAUGUUUUAUGUCUCACCUGCUUGAAGCUUCUCCCGUCACCAACCCUGCGGGACAGAUCUACUCUGUGAGUAAAUGCUUCCAUCUUUGUUCAGCUGCGGAGAUCUGCGUUCGGUCUCCAGCUCUCUCCAACCAUAGAGCUCUGUUCCCAACCACCAAGACAUUAUAGGAUCAUUGACUUAGCCGGCAGUCAUUUGUUUUGUUCAUAUUCAUUUUUUUUUGUUUUAUUUUAACAAUACAGCAAGCUUUAUUUGGACAUGACAUCUGUGGCGUACAGUUCCAUCAGAUCUACGUCAACCUAUCGAACGACUGAGACUUGAUACCAAUUUAGUACAACUGUGGCGAGUGAGAAGAUGUUCCUUCUCUUCACUUGUUCUCGGUUCCUUCUCUCCUGCUCCAGGAGGCAACGAAGAUAUUUAAUUUAAUUGUGGAAAGCAAGAAUAUGAUUGGGUUUUUUGGAGCAGGUGGGAACGUCAGGGUCCCUCACCCUCUCUCUCUGCGCUGGUCUCCAUUGUGUUUGUUUUGCUCACUUCAGUUGAACACAUUUCUUUAACUCUUUGUUUUCUCUCAAUUAAUACUUUUUGUUUGGAAAAAAAAAUGAGGAUCAUCCUGUUUGUUAUUUUGAAUGCACAAAUCUAUAUAAAAAAAAAAUGAAACCGCUUAAAAUAUGACUAACAUGUAGCUCCAUAUAUGACAGUAACUGUGCCAAACACACAGGAAGGGUCUCUGUAUUAGAUGCAAUACAGCCAUGUUUGAGCAAAGAGCACUGGACCCGUAAACGUCAAAGAAUUUAGGAGAGAACGUUGGUGAUGUGUCAUGGUAGGGAUGAUAUGACUCCACUCACCGUGCUGCCUACUCUUUCCUUAGAUUCCCACACACAACCGAAAAUGACCUCCUGCUUCCAGUUGGGUGCACAAUUCACCGUGUUGAAACCGCAGACCAUAUCUGUUGUUGACAAGGCCCAAAAUUGCAAGCCUUUUUUGAGCUAAAUGGGUAAUAUAUAAAUAUAUAUCUCUGCUGCGGUCCUUUAUGAAAUGUUCCCUUCUCCAGUAGCGUCACUUUACACUUUGAAAGAGUGGGUCUGAAGUAUUUUUGGGCAGGAACAUCAGCAAAACUCCCUGCUCUGUCGAGGAGGCUACUUACCACUCCUGAGAGAAGAAACGAACCACACGUAACUAGGAACGCUACCUCAAGAAAAUCAGAAAUUAAACUCAGCUAGAAGAUUGUUUCUUAAAUUUACGUUAACAAGAACGUCGGAUACAGACACCACCCGCACUCUGUUACGCUCACCUUUAUAAUUUAUUUUCAUUUUGCUUUUAAAAUUUACCUCUCUGCCCAGAAGGCGAGACUGUAAAGUAACUGACUGAAAAGAUAAAAAAAACACAAAAAGUUCAUAUUGACACGUUGUGGUACUGGGAUAGUCGUCUCAGUAGGGCUGUAAUUCAGGUGUGGGCCGCACUCCUGGAUCAGCCCUGCUGCCCCGCUCUCUCGUCCUCACAAUCUCACCGCCUGAAUCAAGAGGCAAAACACCUGUAACCAUGUAAUUGUUUUGUUGAUCUACCUCUUAGAACAAUAGGUAUUUUUGUUUUUGUUUUUUUUUCUGAAAAAGGACACAAAAGUGUAAAAAAAAAAUGUUCAAAAUAAAUCUAGAUAAAUAAAUACCUGGGUAGCGGCAUCUCCAUAUACUGUAGUGGAUAGUCUAUUAAAGGAAAACUUCUUCCAAAGAUGAUUUUUUGUUUACUUUCUCCAUUUUUAGUCUAAAAAUAAUACACUUCAAUGGGGCUCAAACUCCUGUUUAUAAUUUCUUCUUUAAAAAGCCCAACAUGAAAGAGAUUUCUUGAUUCAAUUUACAUUUAUUUUCUUUUCAUGAAACUUGCAUUUUUAAAAGUCAUGUUUUAUUUUAUCUGUUUUCUUCUGACUGCAGAUUGUAUCUCGUGUUUGGGUGCAUUUACCUUUUUUUUUUUUUUUUUUUCUGGGAAAGCCUUCAUGAGUUAGCGCGCCUGCAAGGACCUUCUACACUGAUCAAUAACCUAUAUUCACUUCUGAUGAGUCACUUGAGAGCAAAAGGACCUGUUGUUGUUUUAGUUGACUGUGUAGCUGCGGGUGGAAGGAGGCGCCUCUGGUGCACACUGGCUGGCCUUCCCCCUUCCACCACAUGGCGCCUUUAGUCUUUACAGUAUAUGGACUUUCACCCUCUGCCUGCCUGAUUCCUUUAGUCUUCAUCAACACUUGUUUAAAACUCCUUGUAAACAAAACAGAGCAUAGAUAUGAAUGUGUUAUUA